Molecule: messenger RNA, 4842 nt
Organism: Quercus lobata
Lineage: Eukaryota; Viridiplantae; Streptophyta; Magnoliopsida; Fagales; Fagaceae
Product: TMV resistance protein N-like
Exons: 11
Coding region: 397-4095 (1232 amino acids)
Biological process (GO): defense response; signal transduction
Molecular function (GO): protein binding; ADP binding
Source: RefSeq, a predicted model, not a curated record
CUCUCUCUCUCUCUCCGACUUAUCUUCUUUCUUCUGUUUUCCUUCUCAUUCUUUUUUAUCUCCAGCCGUCUAGUGCCUCCCUCAUCCCUCAGCUCUGUUGGAGCUUGAUUUCUGUGUUUCCGCCAUUUGAGCUAUUCUCUCUCAUCUGAGCUAUUCUUCCUCUCUCUCUUUCUCUCUCUCAAAGCGACACCCACAACAGAACACAACACUUCAGAAGUGAGCGUUGAGCCUAAGCCUUCAACACUUUUGCUGCAUCUACCAGCUGAUCUCUAACCCAAUUUUCAUUUACAACCUCACUCGCUUUCACCUUCCAAGAUUGGCCCGUCAACAGCGUUUCAGUUUACAGAAAGUGACUGAACAUUUUGGUCAUUGAUCCAAUUGCUUCCAUUUCCUUCGAUGGCGACUCAAACAGCCUCCUCCUCCACUUGGAAAUAUGAUGUGUUUCUGAGUUUUUGCGGUGUUGACACCCGUAAGAAUUUCACAGACCAUCUUUAUACAGCUUUGAAACAAAAAGGCAUUGUCACCUUCAGGGAUGAUGAGGAACUUGAGCGUGGAAAAUAUAUUUCUACGGAGCUCUUAAAAGCAAUAGAAGAGUCCAAGUAUGCAAUCAUCGUUCUCUCAAGAAACUAUGCUUCUUCAAGGUGGUGCUUGAUUGAACUGGCAAAGAUUGUCGAAUGCAUGAAAGACAAUGGGUUGAUUGUUUUGCCCGUCUUUUACCAUGUGGAUCCCUCUCAUGUACGGAACCAGAUUGGGACUCUUGCUGAAGCUUUUGCUAAACAUGAGAAAGAUCCCAAGAUUAACAUAAAGGAUGUACAAAAGUGGAAAGAUGCUUUAAAAGAAGUUGGCAAUAUCUCUGGAUGGCAUGUAAAUGACAGCCAUGAAUCAUCAGAUAUCCAACAAAUCCUUCAAAGGAUAUUUAGUGAAUUGAAUUCUAAAUUCUCUAGUAUUUUUCCCAAGGGCCUUGUUGGAAUAGACUCAUGUGUAAAAGAAGUGUUGGAUUCAUAUUUGGAUGAAGGAUCGGGUGGUGUUUGCUUUUUAGGGAUUUGUGGGAUGGGUGGAAUGGGCAAAACAACUCUUGCACAAGAAAUUUACAAAAAUUUUUUUGUUAAAUUUGAAGCUAGUAGCUUUAUUGAUAAUGUAAGAGAAGAAACUAGAAAUCGAGGUCUAGUUUCUUUACAAAAACAACUUAUUUCCAAGAUCCUUAUGGAAAGCGAAAUAAAUAUAUGGAAAAUUUCUGAGGGAAUCAAUGUCAUAGGGAAUAUAGUACGUAAUAAAAAGGUUCUUAUUGUUCUUGAUGAUGUGGAUGGAGAAGAACAACUAGAAGCAUUAGCAGGGAACCAUGAUUGGUUUGGUUCAGGAAGUAGAAUCAUUGUAACAAGUAGAGAUAGCCAUUUAUUGAGAAGAUGUGACAUGAAUUUUAUAUAUACAGUCAAGCAGUUGAAUAACGAUGAUGCUUUGAAGCUUUUUAGUUGGAGUGCUUUCAAGAAACCUGAUCCUAAAGAAAAUUAUAUGGAUUUGUCUCAAGACUUUGUAAAUUACGCUAAUGGCCUUCCUCUGGCUCUUAAAGUUUUUGGUUCUCUGUUAUUUGAUAAAGAAAUAGAUGAAUGGAAUAGUGCUCUGGAUAAACUAAAAGUAGAGUCGGAUAAAAAAAUUUUAGAUAUUCUUAAAAUAAGUUAUGAUGGGUUGACGAAUACGCAGAAAGAAUUAUUUUUGGAUAUUGCAUGUUUUUUCAAAGGAGAGAAGAAAGAUUGCAUAAGAGAUAGACUAAAAAGUUUUGGUUACUAUCCAGAGUACAAUAUUGGUGUUCUUAUAGACAAAUCUCUCAUAACCAUUGAGCUAGACGAAACCAUAAGGAUGCAUGAUUUGCUACAAGAAAUGGGUCAAGAAAUUGUUAGUCAAGAAUCCCCUAAAGAGCUUGGUAGACGUAGAAGGUUGUUGCAUUAUGAGGACAUACUUUUUGUAUUGAAGAAUAAUAUUGGAACAGAGGUAGUUGAAGGCAUCAAACUAAACACACCUAUUGAAAUAGAAGAACACUUGAAUGCUGAAGCCUUCUCAAAGAUGAAAAAAUUGAGAUUGCUUAAAAUUGGUUAUGAGCAACCUCCACAAGACCUCAUUAGAGGUCCUGUCCAACUUCCACAAGGCCUCAAUUAUCUUUCUAAUGAGUUACGUGUAAUAGAUUGGUAUGGAUAUCCUCUAGAAUCCCUGCCAACUACUUUCCAAGCAAACAAACUUGUUGAAUUGACAAUGCAUUGCAGUGACAUCAAACAACUAUGGAAAGGAAUUAUGAUUUUAAAUGAGUUAAAACUCAUUGACCUCAGUGACUCUCAAAACUUAAUUGAGAUCCCGGAUCUUAGUGGAGUCCCAAAUCUUAAGCAACUGAUUCUCCAACGUUGUACAAGACUAUAUAAGAUACAUGCAUCUCUUGGAGAUCUUAAAAGGCUUAUUCGGUUGGAUUUGAAUGGUUGUAAAUGUCUCAAAAGCCUUCCUCACAAGAUCAGCUUGGAAGCUCUUGAAUUUUUCAAUCUUAGUGGUUGUUCAAAACUGAAGAAAUUUCCAGAUAUUGUGGAAAAUAUGCCACGUUUGUCAAAACUUUUUUUGAGUGAGACUGCUAUAAAAGAUCUAUCAUUAUUACUGAUACACUCAACUAGCCUUAUAGAAUUGCAUCUAAGAGAUUGCAAAAACCUUUCAAGUCUACCUAUUGCAAUUUGUAGUUUGAUGUCUCUAAAAACUCUUAAUUUAUCUGGCUGCUCAAAACUUGAUGAAUUGCCAGAAAAUUUGAGAAAAAUCGAAGGUUUGGAGCAGUUAGACUUGAGCGGGACUGCUAUAACAGGCCUACUUUCAUCCAUUGCUCUCUUAAAAAAUCUCAAAGUACUAUCUGUCUCCGGAUGCAUGGGCCUAUCAUCUAAUAAGCUCACGAGGUUUCCUUUAAUGCAAACUAGAAGAAGUCUAGAUCCCAUGGGCAUGCUAGAGCGUUCUUUAAUAGGCUUAUGCUCUUUGACCGAACUUAAUCUAAGUUAUUGCAAUGUUCAGACAAUUCCUAAUGUUCUUGGGUGCUUGUCAUCGUUAGAACAUUUAAAUCUAAGUGGAAAUAAUUUUGUUUACCUUCCUGAAAGUAUCAUUCAACUAUCUAAUCUGAGAGGUCUUUAUAUGGGUGGUUGCAGUCAUCUUCGAAUGUUGCCCAAGCUUCCAUUAAAUAUUAAUAGUAUUGAUGCAACAGGAUGUACCUCACUGGAAACAUUAUCAUUAAGACCAGAAUCCGAUUUUAGGCCAAAAAUUUGUCUUACCAAUUGCGACAAAUUGAUCAAGAAUCAAGGCUAUGGUGACCUACCUUCAACAAUGCUAAGACACUAUAUCAUUAAUCAGGGUCUGCAAGAUUAUUCUUUUCACAUCGAGAUUCCUGGAAGUGAAAUUCCAAAAUGGUUUAGCCACCAAAAUGUGGGGGGUUCAGUGAAUCUGCAAGUGCCCUCAGAUUUUUUAGGUAAAAAAUCGAUAGGAAUUGCUGUUUGUGCUGUUUUUAUAUUCCGCCAGCAUCAUCCACUUCACCAACUUCAAAUUUACGAUGAUAUAGAUACAAUAGUUACGCAUCGUCUUUUGUGUUUGGUUGAUGGAGAAGGCUUCGAGUGUAUUAGUUUAUCGGAGGAAUUUGGUAAGAUUGAAUCGCAUCAGCUUUGGGUGGAGUAUGUUCCCCCUACACACUUCAUAGCUAAUGGAUUCAAAACUAACGGAUUUAGGCAUAUUGAAAUAUUGAAUAAACUCAAUGCUAACGGAUUUAGCCAAAUUGAAGUUAAAUUUGAAGCCCAUGGUCCCGGCUUGGAGGUUACAAAAUGCGGGGCCCAUCUAGUAUUUGAACGAGACAUUGAAGACAUAAUAAACCAAACUAAGGUUGGGCCUAGCAGUUCCAUCAUCACUCCUUAUGAUGAGGAUGGUUUUGACGAUUCAGAAAAAGAUACCAAAAUUAAGCGAAGCAGUGAUAACUCUGAUGGGGAAGGGGCUGGACCUAGUGGAGAAGCUACCUCUAAUGAUGAACCACCACACCUAAAUCUAAUUGAAAAUUGGUUUGGGAAUUCUGAUUGUGAGGAAGAGGAAUCUCAAUGAAAGUAAUAGCUUUUAUGGAAUCUGCACUGCCGAUUAACUUUUUUUCUCUCUGAUUUUAUUAUAUGAAGAAGUAUUUGGACUUUGUUGGAAAGGAGAAACUGUCGCAUUGUUAGCUGACGAAAAGGCAUGUGGAAAUGAUUGUAUGGUAGUCAUUUUUGUUCAAGUGUGUUGGAUGGUGAAUUGAUGUGGCUGUCCUACAUAUUGCGUGGGUCACUUCCAGAGUGGUUGAAUCAAUACAAUUGCAUUGAAGCUUCCAUUGCUAGCAGUUGCACAAGCUUGACAGUGCAGAAAUGAAGUGCAUCUGUUUCUGGUAAAAAAUUGAAGCUAGAAGAGGAAAGCAUGGUGGAGAAAAGAAAUCGGAUUGCUUUUAUCCAUGGUUGAUUAAAAGAAGGAACAAAUAUGGAGAUGAAGUGCAUCUGUUUCUGGUAAAAAAUUGAAGCUGGAAGAGGAAAGCAUGUUGGAGAAAAGAAAUUGGAUUGCUUUUAUCCAUGACUGAUUAAAAGAAGGAACAAAUAUGGAGGUGAUAAAUAUGUUCACAACCUGUGUAAUUUUGACCAUGUUAAUUUGCUCUCAAAUGUUUUUUUUUUUCUUUUAUGAUUUGAUCCUCUCAAAUGUUUUUUUUUUCUUUUAUGAUUUGAUAGAUAACAGUAACUCAACAAAGAUUGGUAUAUUGCCGAGUUCGUGUUGACUAGCAUAUUGCUUAUUACUAUUUUUUAAUGAGAAAGGGGCUACUCAUUGUUGUUUGAA